AAAUUAAUAUGCCUCCAAAAGCUCCACCACCAAAAAAAUUGACAAAAAAGGAAUUAAAGGAGAAAGCUGAAUAAGAGAAGAAAGAAAGAGAAGAAUAAGAGAGAAUUAGAAAGGAAGCUGAAGAGAAAUAAAGAUUAGAAGAAGAACGGUUACGAAAAUUAGAAGAAGAAAGAUUGGCUGCAGAAGAGAAGGCUAGAUUAUAAGAAGAAGAGAUAGAGAAUGAAGUUUAAAGAAGUGUUUUUAAGGAAAAUUUAGAUAAUGCAAAGAAAGUAAUAAUGAAAGUUUAUAAUAAAAUUUUAGGUAGCAAGAGCAAAUGAUGAUUGGGAUAAGUUUUUGUUAUGUUCAAUAAAACCUGAUAUAUCAUAGGAAGCUUAAUUAACAACAUUUAUAACAAUGAUGAGAGAACAGAAGAUUAUAAGUGAAUUAAAAGUAUAGGAGGAAUUACAAAAAUUAUAGUAAGCAGAAAAUAUAGAAAGAGAUAUUCAUAGAUUUCUGACUUAAUUAAAGGCUGAAAGAAAAUUUUAAUUAAUUUAGCAAUAAUUACAAUAAUAAUAAUAAUAAUAGAUAAUUUAAAAUGACACAGUAGCUAGAAAUAAAUUAUAUAUAUUUUAGAUAAGAGAAUUAAUGAUAAAAAAACUUGAAGAGAUUAAUACAUAGAUGGUAUUAAAUGCUGAAUUAUUUAUUGAUGUAAUAAAAUUAUAUAUAAUAAAAGGAAAAAUUUGCAGAAUUAACAAAGAAGGCAAAUGAAGGAGCUAAAGGAACAUUUAAGUUAGAUGAUAAAACUAAACAAGAAGUUAUAAAAACAUUUCAACCAACUGAAGAUUUUAAAUAUGGUAUUUUCAUAUAUCCAUCAAAUAAACCAUCUGGUUAUAGACAUAAACCAAAUGAAUAUCCUGAACUUUAAUUAGCAGUAGAUGUACCAAGAUCUAUAUCUGUGUUCCUUUAAAAAAUAUUAUGGACAUCAUUUGAUAAUUAUUCUCCAGAUGUUUAUAGCAAAUAUAGAAUAGUUGGAGGAGUAUUAGAUAUAGAAUAUUUAUAAAUGCUUCCUCCACCAAAAAAAGUUAAUAGUUGGACGUUAAAAUCAAAUUAUGAAUUAAAGGAAACUGUUAAAAGAUUAGCUUUUGAAUUGAAUGCAACUUUUAAAGUAAAUUUUAUAAUUAAUUUAUAAUAGGUUUCUUAUUAACUUCCUUCUUAUAUUUGGAUUCCAAACAAAGAAAAUUAAAAAGUAUGGAGAGUAGCAUUUUUUGAUCGUGUUAGUGAACAAUGGAUAACAGAUGGUGUUGAGGAUGCUAAAUUAGAUAAAGGAACUAAUAUUGUUGCAAGUGUUCCUAAAUUAGGUCCUAUUGGAUUAUUACAAGAAAGAUGUCUUGAUUAUCCUUAUAGAAGUUUUAAAUUAAGAUGUGUUGGAAAUGAAAAAGCUAUUCUAGAUAUUUAAGGUGCUAGAGAUUUGUUUAAAUUUGAAAUUGGGCCAGGAUAUAUUUAAUUAUUGAAAAAAGAUCCAGUAUUAAUAUUAUUAUUAUUAUUCAUUUAGGAAUUCUAACAUUUUGCAUAUAAAAAAUUAUUAGUAGGAGCAUUAUUUUAUGAAUUAUAUAGAAGUGGUGUUAAUUUUAUCCCUGUAAUUGAAGAUGCUUAAUCAGCUAAUAUUGUUUAAAAGGAUGAAGCUGCAGAAGAAUUAGCUUUAAAUGAUUUAUCUGAAGCUAUUAGAGGAUUCUAUAUUGAAUCAAGUAGAUGGAACAAUAGUGAUACAGCUUCAUAAAUAGUUGUCAAACUCAAAGAAAAUCCAGAAUUUGAUGAAGUUUUUUUUAUUUUUAUUAAAAUAGGAAUUUGCAGAAAAUUAAGAAAAAGAUUGGAAAACUAUCAAAUGGUGGAAUAAUAAAUGUGCUAUCAUUUAAGCUAGAGAUUCACAUUAAAAAUGUAAUUAAGCACUUUUACCUGAAACUGAGACCCAUUGCAAUUUAGAAGUUCUAUUGAAAAUGCAUUCAUUAACCACAUAAGAAACUUUAACAAAAAUGAAAGUAAUUAUAAUUAUCAUUUAUUUUAGGAUUUACAUUAUGUUAUUUUUAUUGAAACUAUUUAAUAGGUACUUAGAAUAACUAAAUUAUUAUCAUUCACAGUAAGAGAUUGA
Molecule: messenger RNA, 2125 nt
Organism: Paramecium sonneborni
Lineage: Eukaryota; Ciliophora; Oligohymenophorea; Peniculida; Parameciidae
Source: the annotation of a GenBank genome assembly